Molecule: messenger RNA, 1047 nt
Organism: Emys orbicularis (European pond turtle)
Lineage: Eukaryota; Metazoa; Chordata; Testudines; Emydidae
Gene: LRP2BP
Product: LRP2 binding protein
Exons: 8
Coding region: 1-1047 (348 amino acids)
Molecular function (GO): protein binding
Source: RefSeq, a predicted model, not a curated record
AUGAAGCUGAGCAGCGAAGCGCUGCCCCGGAGGCGCAGCUCCGAGCCUGUCCUGCAGACCAUCUCCAGGACCUUCAGCGACUCCGAGCUGAACAAGCAGCAAGGGGCGGAGAUAGGGAACUAUAGCCAUACCGCUUUGUUUGCAAGGGCAGAGGAGCUGUUGGCGAAGAGGAUCAUAGAUGGAGAUCCUCUGGCAUAUUUUCUACAAGGGCAGCUGUACUUUGAAGAGGGCUGGUAUGACGAAGCACUUACACAAUUUGAAAAAAUUAAGGAGACGGAUUUUCAAGCUCUGUAUCAGCUGGGUGUAAUGUAUUAUGAUGGAUUGGGGACCAAAGAAGACCCAGAAAAAGGAGUGGAGUACAUGAAAAUAAUCAUCAACUCUAACGCUCCUAAAGCAAGACAUUUAAAAUAUGCUGCUGCAUACAAUCUUGGCAGAUCUUAUUUUGAAGGAUGCGGUGUUAAGCAUUCAGAUAAAGAGGCUGAAAGGCUGUGGAUUAUUGCUGCAGACCAUGGGAAUCCAAAGGCAAGUGUAAAGGCUCAAAGUACCCUGGGAAUGUUUUAUUCUACAUCAAAUCCAAAAGAUCUGAAAAAGGCAUUUUUCUGGCAUUCAGAAGCUUGUGGCAAUGGAAGUCUGGAGUCUCAGGGUAUACUUGGUGUUAUGUAUCUCUAUGGACAAGGCAUACGUCAAAAUACAAAGGCUGCUUUGGAGUGCCUGAAGGAAGCAGCAGAACGUGGAAAUGUCUAUGCUCAAGGCCAUCUUGUGGAGUAUUACUACAAAAGAAAAUGUUACACCAAAGCUGCUGCAUUUGCCAGAAGGAUUGCAGAAAACGAUAACAUUGAUAUGUUAGCAAAGAUAACCGAUUGCCUUCCUGUAUACAUAGCCAAAGGGGUUGCUAUGGCUACUUUCUACUUUGCUAGAUGUCUCCAGCUUGGCCUAGGCAUACAACAAGAUCAAGUUGCAGCUAAAAAUUAUUAUUCUAGGGCAUGCCUCCUGGAUCCUGAUGUAGCUUCCGACCUUGAAUUGGCAGCUAAUCAUGGGAGAAUUUAG